Molecule: messenger RNA, 486 nt
Organism: Pelobates cultripes (western spadefoot toad)
Lineage: Eukaryota; Metazoa; Chordata; Amphibia; Anura; Pelobatidae
Source: the annotation of a GenBank genome assembly
AUGACCGCGUCUUUGCUAACAAGACCGAGGAGCCUAACCACUGCAUCCAAAAUGGCGGGCGCCAUGUGCGCGGACGGCACAGAGAAUACCUCCCUCCUAGCAUCUAUUAAUAGCAAGACAGCUCCUGAUGUCCGAUCCCGCCACAUGGGGAAGCGGCAAAACCCGUGGCAAUCCUCACAACCACUCAAGCCACCAUCACGAGACACAGGCGGCUCGAAGAGGCGAGAGACAGCAGCGGCACCAAUAGGACAGAACUUUAAACAGCGACUAUUCCUGCCCGGGGUGACCGCACCUUCCACCCAGCGAGACACCUUGAUUAGCGGACCGACCCAGUGCUCGCCUACCAUACAGCCUGCAACAGAACAGCCCGGAAAAUGGCAGAUCCCUUACAACAUGGUGAACACCAUCCAGCGGAUGACCGUAAGCAGCAAGCCCACCACAGCACGGCUGCUACUCAGAGGAACAAAUGGACAAAACAUAUCCUGA